Molecule: messenger RNA, 1592 nt
Organism: Thermothelomyces thermophilus ATCC 42464
Lineage: Eukaryota; Fungi; Ascomycota; Sordariomycetes; Sordariales; Chaetomiaceae
Exons: 2
Coding region: 287-1363 (358 amino acids)
Cellular component (GO): mitochondrion
Source: RefSeq, a predicted model, not a curated record
GUGCUCCUGCUGCUGCAUUUUGCGUGCCGUCUGAUCCUUUCUUUUUUCCUCCGCGUGCAACGGGCAUCGAACGAUUGUGGGUUUCGGUAAUUUCGACAAGCUCUGCACCACUACUUCUCGUGUUUCACCUGCAUUUCGGACUUGGUUGCGGGCGUGUUUGCUUGUCUAAUUCCUAACGCGCAUCCGACCCUCGGCCUGCGUUACCUUCCCCCUCAUUUCGGGGCUCGACUUCCAGGGUCCAACCGUCACUCUCCUACAACUCCCCGCCGCCCACAAAUUCGCAGUCAUGCUUUCGCAACGUGUGGUUCGCGCUGCGACGGCCGCGCCGACGAUAAGGACAUUUACAACUUCGCUCGCGGCCCGGAGCGGGCGCACGCCAGCCCUAGGCGAUAUCCAGCCCGGCCAGCACGAGAACUUCAACAGCCGGCAGAAGACGUUCCGGGCGCAGCUUGUGGAGGCACAGAAACAGCGGGAAGCCAGUGGGUCUGCCUCGUCGUCCCCUUUCUCAUCUUCUAGCAUCUCCUCUUCCUCCUCGGCCCAGGGCCUUGGAUCGCUGAGCACUGCGGCGACCGGAACAGGGAACGCAGCACGCGCUGCUGAGCAUGAGCCUCCGCGCAAGCCGGGCCGGCUGACCAACCUUAUCUACGGCACCAAGGAGGGCCGCGAGCUGGACGCCCAGAUUGAAGCCAGCUUUAGCCAGAUACUCGCCCGUGGCAAGUACGUGCACUCGAUCGAGUUUCACGAAGUCAAGCCCGACUGCGUCGACGAGUACGUUGAGCUCAUCGGAAAUUGGUAUCCGCGCGUGGCCAGCUCGCCUGAGAAUAAGGUUCAUCUGGUCGGGAGCUGGCGCACCGAGGUGGGCGACUGCGAUACGUUUGUUCAUAUCUGGGAGUACCAGCGCUACCAGGGCUUCCACGCCUCGCUCAACACCAUCUCGCGCAAUCCAGAGUUUCCCGACUUCGACAAGAAGCUGCGGAGACUGAUCCACAGCAAACGCAUCUCGCUUAUGCAAGAAUUCAGCUUCUGGCCGACAUCGCCGCCUCGCCAGCUGGGCGGUCUUUUCGAGCUGCGCUCGUACAAGCUGCACCCGGGCAACCUGCUCGAAUGGGAAACACAUUGGCGUCGCGGGCUUAAGGCGCGGCGCGAAGUGAUGGAGGGUGUGGGAGCGUGGUUCGUCCAGAUUGGCGAACUCAACACGGUCCACCAUCUCUGGCAAUUUGCCGAUCUCGAGGAACGCAAGAUCCGCCGUGAGAAGAGCUGGAGCAUAGAAGGCUGGGCUGAGACGGUACACAAGACGGUUCCGCUGAUUCAGGAGAUGAAGAGCCGCAUUUUGGUGCCCAUGCCGUGGUCGCCCGUGGCUUAAGUCGGCAAAAUCUGGCGAACAGCUGCUGCCGCCUCAACAUCAGGCGUUCACCGAACACGGUAUGGCAAACCGUGGACAUGUAUAUAGCCUGAGUCUUCAUCUCUCUUGUCGUCCUGUCUGAUAUCUAGUGAUUCGCUUGGAGUCGCGCAGCACAGUCAUUGGGCGUUGUCCAUUAAGUUGAUCGGGGAAUAUGGUGCAACAAUGCAAUUUACAGUCUCAAAUUACAAAA